This is a messenger RNA of Lineus longissimus, 3239 nucleotides long. Its product is annotated as solute carrier organic anion transporter family member 4C1-like. The coding region runs from base 332 to 2575 and encodes 747 amino acids. Gene Ontology annotation, cellular component: plasma membrane. Gene Ontology annotation, biological process: sodium-independent organic anion transport; transmembrane transport. NCBI's taxonomy places the organism in Eukaryota, Metazoa, Nemertea, Pilidiophora, Heteronemertea, Lineidae. The record is from RefSeq and is a predicted model, not a curated record. Gene Ontology annotation, molecular function: protein binding. The transcript has 12 exons.
UACACAUGAAAAGCAUACUUGCGUGACCUUAAAACGAAGCAUACAUAGCUCAGUUCUAAGUGAUUGUUGGUCAAUAAGAUCUCAGGUGUGUUCAGCCAUGCGUGUAGGGCUUUGCAAGGAAAGGUUUAUCCUCCAGGACACAUUGCCAUGACACACACAGGAUUACCACUCAUAUACAUGUAGUCUCUAUGUAUUUUAUUUUGCCUUCCUCCACUGGAGUACUAGACUAACGGAUCUCCUGUGUGCUGACUUAUCGUUUCAUUUGUAAGAAAAUGAGUUUGGAAAGAAAGACUUUAACGGGAAUAAGCUAUUGGGGUUGUGACAAGUCGCCAUGUUGUCCAGCCGCAUCCCUGUGAAGGUCGAACCAAAACGAAACAGCAUCAGCAACGCUGUCGGAGCUACGUACACCAGCCGGAACGGAAGUAUCGCCAGUUCUGGUACGCAAAAUAGCGCAGCGGAAACGGAAACAGUAGAAAAUGGCAGCCGGGAGAGUACAAAAUAUGGAUUUACGAAUCGGACAGUUGGAACGGAGACACGGAUUAGUAAUGGUAAUGGAAGUGGGAGUCACAGGACUUCUAUUCAGAGUGUGGAAGCAGACGAGAAGGCAGUUGAUACAAAAUGUGGCUACAAGAACUGUCAACCGAACUGUUUGCAGAGUUGCAAUAACACCAAGGCCGCACUGGCGGUCCUUAGCCUCUAUGCAUUGAUACAAGGUUUCGUCGUCAAUGGCAUAUUGAAUGUGAACGUCACUCAAGCAGAAAGGCGGUUCGGCUUGUCCAGCCUUGAGUCCAGUGUGGUCAUUAGCUCAUACGAUGUGGCUGCAGGCAUCUUCGUCAUCCCUAUUGGUUACUAUGGACGCCUCGGACACAAGCCCCGCUGGCUAGCAACCGCUUGUUUACUCAUGGGCAUCGGGUCUGGCAUCAUGUUCUUACCCCACGUAACCACUGGACCUUACACGAUUGGUGAACGAACGACAGAUCUCUGCCGAGCUGACAACAAGGAUGUGUGUGGUGACCCAGGCCUCCGUGGCUACCUGGGUGUGUUCAUUCUGGCGCAACUACUUCACGGUAUAGGGGGCACUACCCUCUACACCCUGGGACUCAUAUGGCUUGACGAUAACGUCGAACUUCACCAAGCUUCCUUGUAUUUCGGAAUCUUCCAAAGUGCGACUGUGAUUGGGCCAGCAUUGGGAUUCAUGGUGGGAGGAAAAUUUCUCGAUUUUUACGUCGAUUUUGAUACCGUCCCUCAAAAGGAUGUUACUAUAACCGCAGCCGACCCCCGAUGGGUAGGGGCCUGGUGGCUCGGUCCAUUAGCUUCUUGUUUCUUCGCCAUAUUCUGUAGUCUUCUCCUCUUCUGCUUCGGAUGGGAAAUGCCAGAUGCGGCCGAGACUCGAAAGACACGUGUCUCGAUGGCGCACGCAGACGGUACUGAGGAAACCGCAACGAGGCUAGGAUUUGGCAUGACCUUGAAGGACCUUCCCAAGUGUACAUGGCUACUCCUAAAAAAUCCGACAUUCAUGUGUUUAACCGUUUCCAUGACAGCGUUUUUUAUGGUCACCGGGGGAUAUGGAGCGUUUUUACCUAAGUUUAUAAUGAACCAGUUCAAUACGGUGGCUUCUCAGGGUGCUUUUUAUUUUGGUGCUGUCGCCAUCCCGGCGACUGCAGGGGGUCAACUACUUGGCGGAUUUAUAUCGUCAAAAUAUAAGUUAAAAGUGCGCGGAUUAAUCCGUUUGUCGUUUGUAACUGCGAUAGCGUUGGUGUCGACGCCAGUGAUGAUGGCGAGGUGCACCCCUGCUGCAGCGGCGGGCAUCAACACGUAUUAUGGAAACAGCUCACUCAAAAUCAACUACGUGAACUUGUCGGGCCCCUGUAACAGUGACUGUCAGUGCGGCCUGUUCGUGAGGGAGCCCAUCUGUGGCUACGAUGGCGUGGAAUACUUCAGCCCCUGCCACGCGGGAUGUCGCAAUAGUAUGCAGACUGCCGCCGGUGAAAAGCUUUAUAUCAACUGUUCAUGUGUGGCGGCCAACCUCAUGUCCAAGAAGGUGCACAAGGAGGCCUCGGCCAGCCUCGGCAUCUGCCAGUCAGAGUGUAACCUCCUGCCUGUCUUCCUCGUUCUAGUGUUCAUCUUAGCCUUCUCGCUGGCCGUGGCCAACACGCCAAUGAUCACUGCUACCUUAAGAUGCAUUCCUGAUAACCUGAGAGGCUACGCCUUAGCCGUCCAAUGGGUUUUUAUCAGAUUCUUUGGGACCAUUCCUGGACCACUUUUAUUCGGAGGCACCGUCGACAACUCGUGCAACGUUUGGCAGAACAAAUGCGGUACGCGGGGCUCCUGUUGGCACUACGACAGCUUCAAGUUCGGGCUGACAAUGACGUUAUCUGCGCUGGUUAUAGGAAGCGUUAGUUUCCUGUUCCUGGUUCUGGCUCAAUGUUUAUAUAAACCGCCGCCUGUGACGGACACCCCCGCGGUUGAGAAUGGAACGGUCGCGUAUAUCAAAGAUGGAGACGCAGCUGCUGUGCGCACCAACUCUCAAUCUAACAGGCGCGGGGAGGAUAAUGCAAGUUACGUGUCUGAUUGAAGAAUAGCUAAUCAGCAUACCUCAUCACAGUGAUCUCAUCUAAUUAGCCGAACAUGCGCAGUUUGUGCACCUGGUUCCAGUGACGCAGAUUCCGCUUCCAGACGAACAUUUCCCGCCAUUUUCUGACGCCAUUGUCAGUCAUAUCGGAAGCAUCAAGGUGAUCCUGCACUGACCUGAAUGAUCUCAUGGACAGAGCAUAAUAUUAGUGCUUGGUUUGAUCUCAAGGUCAAGGGCAAACAUUUCACACCAGGUCAUAUGUGAUGUCAUCGUCGGCCAUAUUGGAAACAUAUCAUGGCCAUUCAUUGAUCUCGGGUUCGAAUACGCAUAAUAUAUGAAAUGAAGAUACACUGAAGCAAAUAGUCAUGUGACCUUAAUGCAUUAAGACAUUAUAUCUCACACUGGUUGACUGAUCAUGUAUUCACAGACUUAGAUGUAGACUUAGAUGACACUGCACCGUAACUUCAAUUUGGAGUAACCAGCGCUGUACGAACUUUUGAUAAUAUAAGACAUUUUUAUUCUUACAUAUCUUCCAAGUAGCGCAACAUUAGUCUCACGAAGCACAUACCCAGAAAACGCACUCCACUGGUAGCUAACUUGUAAAUCCAUUUGUGAUUAUUUAUUCGGUAGAAUAAUAAAUAGACAUUAGACUGAUGCACUUUUUAAA